This is a messenger RNA of Brassicogethes aeneus, 1195 nucleotides long. Lineage: Eukaryota; Metazoa; Arthropoda; Insecta; Coleoptera; Nitidulidae. The record is from the annotation of a GenBank genome assembly.
AUGGAAAGGUCAAAAGCAGUAGUAAUGACGGAGGAGGGAAAAUCAGAAGAGUUUAAAUUUAAUAAAGGAGUAAGGCCUCCUGGUCUCCUGACUCUUUCGGCAACGUUAUUUAUUCUGGUUCUAUCUUCAGUAUCCAACGUUAAUUUAACUUCGCACAGGACGCAACUGUCCAAGGCCAUUACGAAACGUGACCUUGGAUCUUUUGCGGAUCAACUUAAUACUGUUGCUAGACAAUUAAGCGAUCCGAUCGUUUGCAGAAAAAUAGACAAUAUUGCAUAUAUGGUCAGAAAGGCGGUUCAAACUGAAAUGCAAAAAUUGGUGGAUAUAAGAAACAGAAUGAUCUUUAAAAUUACUGCUUUGGAAGUUUUGUUGGUGCCUUUAAAUAAGCAGGCAAAUCAAUCAUUAUCACAUUUAAAGACUAUACAGUUUUUUUUAGAUAAUCAAGGAUGGCAAAUUGCUGAUAAGACUGGCAAACAAUUUACUGCACGAAUCGAGUCUUACUUAGAAGAUUUGUAUAAUCAUGUUAACGAAAAAUUAACGAAGCAGAUCGGAAAAUGCAGGCCUUUGUGGGAUAUUUUCUAUUUGUCUAGGCACUACCUUUGCCAACAAAUUAUUGAUCCAUUGGUGGAAACCACAGCUGAUAAAGAACAAUGGGCAACUGUAGUAAAGAAGAAAGGUAAACAUCUUGAUAAAACACAAAGACCAGAACCAGUAAGAGGAAAUGCAAAAGAAACUAAAGAGUUAGCUGUAGCCAAAACUAAUAAUAAAACAUGGAUAUUUAUAUCAGGAUUUGCAACUGAAGAAAAUAUUACAAGUUAUCUAGAAAACCACAAAAUCGUAGAAACUAAUGGAAUUUCUUUUUCAUGCUUUUUCCUAAUUUUAUUGUUCAUCAUCGUUACGCCGGUCGUCAUCAAACUGGUGGAAUUCUAUAGAGAAGAUAAUAAUGCGAACGUGCUUACGUCAAUUUCACACAGGCGUAAUGUUGAUGAAGUCACUUGGGCCUCCCCAGCAUCGCAAAGUCCUGAAGGUCCAUUAUCAGGAAGGGGUCGGGAUCAACAGACCAGUUGGGUCAGCCCUAGACGGCCUUCUCUGCCUUUGAUACCCACUCCAUCCAGGCAAACGAACUUUACAGCCUUUACAGCCCACUCCAUCCAGCAAAUUUUCUUCGUUCUUAACAAGGAUAGGCAGUUCUAGG